Molecule: messenger RNA, 1713 nt
Organism: Carlito syrichta (Philippine tarsier)
Lineage: Eukaryota; Metazoa; Chordata; Mammalia; Primates; Tarsiidae
Gene: HGD
Product: homogentisate 1,2-dioxygenase
Biological process (GO): L-phenylalanine catabolic process
Cellular component (GO): cytoplasm
Molecular function (GO): homogentisate 1,2-dioxygenase activity
Source: RefSeq, a predicted model, not a curated record
CAAUUCUUGCCACCAGUUCGAGUGACCUGCAGACAACUGAAGCACAGUGAAGCAGCAGGAACAAGAUCCAGAGAGUGGUUGGCAGGAGAAACAGAAGGAUUUUGGCUUCAUAUCCUCUCUAGGCCUGGUUUUCCUGAAGUCAUUACACCAGCGGCACAAGGAAAAUGGCAGAGUUGAAGUACAUUUCUGGAUUUGGGAAUGAGUGUGCUUCAGAGGACCCUCGCUGCCCGGGUUCCCUGCCAGAAGGACAGAAUAAUCCUCAGGUCUGCCCCUACAACCUGUAUGCUGAGCAGCUCUCGGGAUCAGCUUUCACUUGUCCACGGAGCACCAAUAAGAGAAGCUGGCUAUAUAGGAUUCUCCCUUCGGUUUCUCACAAGCCCUUUGAAUCCGUUGACCAAGGCCAUGUCACUCACAACUGGGAUGAAGUUGAUCCUGAUCCCAAUCAGCUUAGAUGGAAACCAUUUGAGAUUCCAAAAGUAUCUCAAAAGAAAGUGGACUUCGUGAGCGGGCUGCAUACUUUGUGUGGAGCUGGAGACAUCAGGUCUAACAAUGGGCUUGCUGUCCAUAUUUUCCUCUGCAACACUUCCAUGGGGAACAAAUGCUUUUACAAUUCAGAUGGGGACUUCCUGUUUGUUCCCCAGAAAGGGAAUCUUCUCAUUUACACCGAAUUUGGCAAGAUGCUUGUACAGCCCAAUGAGAUCUGCGUCAUUCAGAGAGGAAUGCGGUUCAGCAUAGAUGUCUUUGAGGAGACCAGAGGCUAUGUCUUGGAGGUCUACGGAGUCCACUUUGAGUUACCUGACCUUGGACCCAUUGGAGCCAACGGCUUGGCCAAUCCUCGUGAUUUCUUAAUACCUGUUGCCUGGUAUGAAGAUCGCCAAGUCCCAGGUGGUUACACUGUGAUUAAUAAAUACCAGGGCAAGCUGUUUGCUUCUAAACAGGAUGUCUCUCCAUUCAAUGUUGUGGCCUGGCACGGGAACUAUACACCCUAUAAAUACAACCUGGAGAACUUCAUGGUCAUCAACUCAGUGGCCUUUGACCAUGCAGACCCAUCCAUUUUCACGGUAUUGACUGCCAAGUCUGUCCGCCCUGGAGUGGCCAUAGCUGAUUUUGUCAUCUUCCCACCUCGCUGGGGGGUUGCUGAUAAGACCUUCAGACCUCCUUAUUAUCACAGGAACUGCAUGAGUGAGUUCAUGGGACUCAUCAGAGGUCACUAUGAGGCAAAACAAGGUGGGUUCCUGCCAGGGGGAGGCAGCCUGCACAGUGCAAUGACCCCCCAUGGACCUGACGCUGACUGCUUUGAGAAGGCCAGCAAGGCCAAGCUGGCACCUGAGAGGAUUGCUGAUGGCACCAUGGCAUUUAUGUUUGAGUCUUCUCUAAGCCUGGCUGUCACCAAGUGGGGAUACAAGACCUCCGGGUGUCUGGAUGAGAAUUACUACAAGUGCUGGGAGCCUCUCAAGAGCCACUUCACCCCUAAUUCCAGGAACCCAGUAGGACCUAAGUUCUACCCGAACAUUGCUGCCAUAUUGGAGAGUGGGUUUGCACAGUUUUCUUGAGAAUCUUAUGCCCUCUGGUACUGGGGGAGGGGCUUGGUUAAAAUAAUAAUUCACUUUUCAAAGCCAAGUAACUCAGAACAUUUGUAGAAAUGCCUUUGAAAAGUUCUAUGACUGUCAACUUAAUUACUCAAUAAAUGCUUACUGGUGUUCUGUAGUUACA